This is a messenger RNA of Drosophila willistoni, 630 nucleotides long. Its product is annotated as C-type lectin 37Da-like. The transcript is spliced from 2 exons. The record is from RefSeq and is a predicted model, not a curated record. Gene Ontology annotation, molecular function: signaling receptor activity. NCBI's taxonomy places the organism in Eukaryota, Metazoa, Arthropoda, Insecta, Diptera, Drosophilidae. Bases 92 to 595 code for a protein of 167 amino acids.
AGCUCAACAAGGGACUAAUUGUUGUCGAAUUGUGUCUCCAUCUAAUAUAAAAGGCCAAUAUCCGAUAUUAAACUUCAUCAUAACACUUAAAAUGUUUGUGAAGUGCGUUCAAUUUACCCUUUUUCUUGGGCUGGUGGCCUCCACCCUCGGUAAUGCUGUAUUAAACAGAGAUGGACUCUUUACCCAAAUUGGCAAUGGUUACUAUUAUAUCGCUCAUGAAAAUUACACUAAAUGGUUUAAUGCCUACGAAGAUUGCCGACGAAUGGGUUCUGAGCUCAUCACAAUCGAUACAAUUGAAGAAUGGCACGCGAUUAAUAAGUAUCUGAACAAUAUGAAUAUCAUGAAGAGUUAUUGGACUUCGGGUAAUGAUCUUGCUGAAACUGGAAAACAUGUCUGGUUCUCGAAUGGAGAACCCAUUACCCUGGAUAUUUGGGCUCCGGGACAGCCUGAUAAUUAUCAAAACAGGGAACACUGUGAUAUGUUGGGUUGGUACUCCAAAGGUCAAGAUAUCCCACAAUUAAAUGAUGGUGGCUGCGAUGGGAUAAUUUCAUAUAUUUGUGAAGCAUCCUCGCUUCAUGCGCAACAAAUUAUAUAAUAUGAUAAUCAUGCAGGGCAAGAAUAUCACUUGGA